Stegodyphus dumicola is the source of this 746-nucleotide messenger RNA. RefSeq lists its product as uncharacterized. Gene Ontology annotation, biological process: transcription elongation by RNA polymerase II; positive regulation of transcription elongation by RNA polymerase II. Gene Ontology annotation, cellular component: Cdc73/Paf1 complex. The record is from RefSeq and is a predicted model, not a curated record. Gene Ontology annotation, molecular function: RNA polymerase II complex binding. Lineage: Eukaryota; Metazoa; Arthropoda; Arachnida; Araneae; Eresidae.
AUGACCCUGAAAUUUAAACAGGAAGAGAAUGGAAUAAACAGAAAACAGAAUAUAGAACAUCAUAAAAAAAGUGUUCCUACUGAGAUACCCACGGCAGUUGUAAUUAAACAUGAAUAUGAAGAACAGAAUGAACAGGAAGAUAUUCCAAAAAUUAGUCAUGAGGAAGGGAAUGAAAUAAAUAGAGAAAUAAGCACAUCAUAUAGUAAUCAUAAAAGUGUUCCUACUGAGGUAUCCACAACAGUUAUAGUUAAACAUGAAUUUGAAGAACAGAAUCAGCUGGAACAUAUUCCAGAAAUUAGUGAUGAGAAAGAGAAUGGAAUGAAGAGAGAAAUGAGCACAUCAUAUAGUAAUCAUAAAAGUGUUCCUACUGAGGUACCCACGACAGUUGUAGUUAAACUUGAAUAUGAAGAACAGAAUCAGCUGGAAGAUAUUCCAGAAAUUAGUGAUGAGGAAGAGAAUGGAAUAAAUAAGGAAAUAAGCACAUCAUAUAGUAAUCAUAAAAGUGUUCCUACUGAGGUACCCACGACAGUUAUAGUUAAACAUGAAUUCGAAGAACAGAAUCAGCUGGAAGAUAUUCCAGAAAUUAGUAAUGAGGUAAAUAAAAAAUUUUACUUCCUGUUUUCAAAUUUAGUUUGUUAAAAUUUUAAUAAAAUAAUAAUGAGCAACAGGUUCUGCAAUAUCUUAAUUUACGAUGUUAUUUAAAAGUAGAAAAGAACAUUGAUCUCUCUUAAUGCCACGGAAAUUAU